Anarrhichthys ocellatus (wolf-eel) is the source of this 2296-nucleotide messenger RNA. Its product is annotated as syntaxin-binding protein 1-like. The transcript has 20 exons. NCBI's taxonomy places the organism in Eukaryota, Metazoa, Chordata, Actinopteri, Perciformes, Anarhichadidae. The record is from RefSeq and is a predicted model, not a curated record. The coding region runs from base 22 to 1842 and encodes 606 amino acids. Gene Ontology annotation, biological process: vesicle-mediated transport.
GACAUCACCAGAGGGCUCAUCAUGGCACCACUUGGACUAAAAGCUAUUGUUGGAGAAAAGAUAAUGAACAAUGUCAUCAAGAAAGCAAGAGAAAAAGGGAAAUGGAAGGUGCUGGUGGUGGACAAGCUGAGCAUGAGGAUGAUCUCGUCCUGCUGUAAGAUGACAGAUAUCAUGUCAGAGGGAAUCACCAUUGUAGAAGACAUAACCAAGCGCCGUGAGCCUCUGCCCAGCAUGGAGGCCAUCUACCUGAUCACACCCUCAGAUGAGUCUGUUGAGGCUCUGAUUGAUGACUUCAGAGACCCGCAGUGUCCGAGGUACCGCGGAGCUCACGUCUUCUUCACCGACACGAUCCCGGAAACAUUGUUUGGACUUUUGACCAAAUCUCGCGCCUCCAAAGCCAUGAAGGCCUUGACUGAGAUCCACAUCGCCUUUCUGCCCUAUGAAUCUCAGGUCUUCUCCCUGGACAAAGAUGAUGCCUUUCAGGACUUCUACAGCCCCUUCAAGGCUGACGUGAAGAACAACAUGCUGGAGCGUUGUGCUGAGCAGCUCGCCACCCUCUGUGCCACACUCACAGAGUAUCCUGGAGUCCGAUACAGAGUGGAAUACAAAGACUGUGCAGUUCUGGCCCAAAUGCUACAGGAGAAGCUAGACGGCUACAAGGCGGAUGACCCCACCAUGGGAGAGGGUCCAGACAAGUCUCGUACUCAGCUGCUCAUCCUGGAUCGUGGCUUUGAUCCCGUGUCACCUGUCCUGCACGAGCUCACGCUGCAGGCCAUGGCCUACGACCUGCUGGGCAUCCAGAAGGACGUCUACAGCUUUGAGACCAGCGGGAUGGGAGAGACGAGAACGAAGGAAGUCGUGCUGGAUGAGGAUGAUGACCUGUGGCUGACUCUGAGACACAAACACAUCGCAGAGGUGUCAACGGCUGUUACUCGUUCUCUGAAAGACUUCUCUGCCAGCAAAAAGAUGAACACUGGAGAAAAGACCACCAUGAAGGAACUGGCUCAGAUGCUGAAGAAGAUGCCUCAGUAUCAGAAAGAGCUCAGCAAGUAUUCAACCCACCUCCACCUGGCUGAAGACUGCAUGAACCGCUACCAGGGCACCGUGGACAAGCUGUGUCGUGUAGAGCAGGAUCUUGCAAUGGGCAUAGAUGCAGAGGGAGAGAAGAUCAAGGAUCCCAUGAGACUCAUUGUACCCAUUCUGCUGGAUGCCAACGUCAGUGUGUCUGACAAGAUUCGCAUUAUCCUGCUCUACAUCUUCCUUAAGAACGGUGUGACUGAGGAGAAUCUGUGUAAGCUCCUCCAGCAUGCUAGCAUCCCACCAGAGGACAGUGACAUCAUUUCCAAUAUGGCCCACAUGGGCCUUCCCAUUGUUUCUGAGGUCACUGUCAAAAAAGCCAAGAAGCCAGAUCGCAAGGAGCGCGUCAGUGAGCAGACCUACCAGCUGUCCAGGUGGACUCCUCUCAUGAAGGACCUCAUCGAGGAUGCCAUUGAGGACAAGCUUGACGCUAAGCAAUACCCGUACAUCUCCCAGAGACAAGCAUCUGCCAAAGCCAGCGCUCCAUCAAGUGCUCGCUAUGGUAACUGGCACAAGAACAGGGGCCCCACAGAGAUGAAGACGGGGCCCAGGAUCAUCGUCUUUAUUAUUGGAGGGAUGACGUACAGCGAGAUGCGCUGCGUCUAUGAGGUCACCCAGGCCAAUGGCAAGUGGGAGGCCCUGAUUGGUUCCACCCACAUUCUCACUCCCCCGAUAUACCUAAAGGAGCUUCAACACCCAGACUUCCUGGACCCCAACACCCCUCCAGAGGGCACAGAGGGCCCAGAGGAGCCACCUGCAGAAUGAAAAGGAUCAAGUGAAAUCUUCACCCUUUCUCGCCUUCUAAACGCCCUCAAAGAUUGAAGCCAGAGACCAGCAGACCAGUGAAAAGGUUCCAGAGCUCCUCAACCCUCAGCCGUAACAUCUAGACUCUCCUCUCCUCCCCCUGGCAUCACACAUCAAAUAUAUGCUUAACUCAAAAACCAAACUAUGUUUUCAGUGUAUUGAUGUUGAUAAAAUGUUAUUGGACGAGAUUGGAUUUGUGUUGAAUGUUGUCUUCUGUAUAUUAUGGGACAUUUAUGUCUUUGGAAAAGUACUGUACGUGAAUUAGUUUAGAUGAUUGGAUGAGAUUCUGGGAUUGUGGGCUAUAAAUGCAUACUGGACUGGGACAAUUAUUACACUGCUUCAGUUAUAACAGAACUAGUGCUGGGCAAGUUAACGCAUUCAUUAAUUAAUGCCGACAAUUAUUUUAUCACACCUU